Vicia villosa (hairy vetch) is the source of this 1978-nucleotide messenger RNA. RefSeq names its product glucan endo-1,3-beta-D-glucosidase ARB_01444-like. The record is from RefSeq and is a predicted model, not a curated record. NCBI's taxonomy places the organism in Eukaryota, Viridiplantae, Streptophyta, Magnoliopsida, Fabales, Fabaceae. Bases 27 to 1949 code for a protein of 640 amino acids. Gene Ontology annotation, molecular function: endo-1,3(4)-beta-glucanase activity. The transcript has 2 exons.
CAACAACAUCACUCUUUUCAGUUGCAAUGUCUACGGCUAAUAACAAACCUUUUCUAUUCCCUCAUGCUAACUCCACUGUCCUCCCUGACCCCUCCAAAUUCUUCUCAUCAAAUCUGCUAUCCACACCCCUCCCUACUAACUCAUUCUUCCAAAACUUUGUUCUAAAAAAUGGUGAUCAACCUGAAUACAUCCACCCUUACCUCAUCAAAUCCUCAAACUCAUCACUUUCCAUUUCCUAUCCUAACCACUCUUCAAACUCCAAAGUGAUAUUUCAGGUCUUCAAACCCGACAUCACAAUCACUUCAUCAAAAAAAGAUAGCCAAAAAGGUUCCAAUGGAAAACAUGUCAUCUCUUCCUAUAGUGACCUCAGUGUCACCUUAGACAUUCCUUGUAUCAAUACAAGUUUCUUUCUUGUUAGAGGAAGUCCUUAUGUCACUCUUUCUUUUACUAUCCGGUUUAACAACAAUCAAGCAUGGAUACUAUACACUUCGAUCAAAAUAAAGUUGACUCAUAGCCGUUCUGAGAUCACUUCUGAGGCCUUUUCAGGCAACAUUCGCAUAGCUUUGUUGCCGGAUUCUGAUUCGAAACAUGAGGCUGUUCUUGACAGGUGCAGUUUCUGUUAUCCUGUGUCAGGUGAUGCUAUACUUAGAGAACCAUUCUGUGUUGAGUAUAAAUGGGAAAAAAAAGGUUGGGGUGAUUUGUUGAUGUUAGCACACCCUCUUCAUCUACAGCUUUUAUCUGAGAAUGAUUUGAAUAAUGUUACUGUUUUGAAUGAUUUCAAGUAUAAAAGCAUUGAUGGAGACCUUGUUGGUGUUGUUGGUGAUUCAUGGAUUUUGAAAACUGAUCCUGUUUCUGUAACUUGGUACUCUAAAAAUGGUGUGAAAGAAAAACAUCAUGAAGAAAUUGUUUCAUCACUUUUUAAGGAUGUUGAGGGUUUGAACUCGUCCUCAAUAGAAACAACUUCAUGUCAUGUUUUUGGAAAGCUGAUUGCAAGAGCUGCAAGGCUGGCUUUGAUUGCUGAAGAGGUUUUUUUCUAUGAUGUGAUUCCAAAGGUUAAGGUUAAGAAGUUUUUGAAGGAAACUAUUGAGCCUUGGCUUGAAGGAACUUUCAAAGGAAAUGGGUUUUUGUAUGAUAAAAAGUGGGGAGGCAUUGUUACUAAACAAGGGUGUAAUGAUGUUAAUGCUGAGUAUGGUUUUGGAAUUUAUAACAAUCAUCAUUAUUCAUUAGGAUUUUUUGUUUACGCAAUUGCAGUGCUUGUUAAGAUUGAUCCGGCUUGGGGCAGGAAGUAUAAGGCUCAAGCCUAUGCACUAUUGGAAGACUUUAUGAACUUGAGCACAAGUCUCAACUCCAACUAUUCGCGUUUGAGGUGUUUUGAUCUUUAUAAUUUGCAUUCUUGGGCUGGAGGGUUAACUGAAUUUGCAGAUGGAAGAAAUCAAAUGGGAAGUAGUGAAGCCGUGUUUGCAUAUUAUGCUGCAGCAUUGUUUGGAAUGGCAUAUGGUGAUGCUCAAGUUGUGUCCAUUGGAUCAACACUUGCAGCGUUGGAAAUUUGUGCCACCAAAAUGUGGUGGCACGUUAAGAAGGAUGGGAAUAUCUAUGAAAAAGGUUUUACAAAAGAGAAUAGGAUCAUUGGAGUUCUUUGGUCUAAUAAGAGAGACAGUGGAUUAUGGUUUGCUCCAGCUGAGUGCAGAGAAGCUAGGAUUGGUAUUCAAGUUUUACCAUUGUGUCCUAUUUCGGAAGUUUUGUUUUCGGAUGUUGAGUAUGUGAAGGAACUUGUUGAAUGGGCAUUGCCUGCUUUGAAAAGAGAAGGUGUUGAUGAAGGAUGGAAAGGGUAUGUGUUUGCCUUGCAGGGAAUUUUUGACAAAAAAGUUGCAAUGAAGAAUAUAAAAACCUUAAAGGGGUUUGAAGAUUCAAUGACUAAUCUCCUGUGGUGGUUACAUAGCAGAGGUUGAAGUGUUGAGAGAGUGAACUGUUUAUGGUU